Messenger RNA from Scedosporium apiospermum, 636 nucleotides. RefSeq lists its product as uncharacterized. Gene Ontology annotation, molecular function: structural constituent of chromatin; DNA binding. The transcript is spliced from 4 exons. Gene Ontology annotation, cellular component: nucleosome. Gene Ontology annotation, biological process: nucleosome assembly. The record is from RefSeq and is a predicted model, not a curated record. The coding region runs from base 1 to 636 and encodes 211 amino acids. Lineage: Eukaryota; Fungi; Ascomycota; Sordariomycetes; Microascales; Microascaceae.
AUGCCCCCCAAGGCCGCUUCCACCGCUGCUCCCAAGAGCAAGCCUAGCCAUGGCACUUACCAGGACAUGAUCACGGACGCUAUCGUCGCGCUCAAGGACCGAAACGGUUCCAGCCGACAGAAGCUCAAGCAAUACGUCCGCCAGAACAACAACAUCGCCGUGUCGCAGAACAUGUUCGAUUCGCUCUUCAACAAGGCGCUCAAGGCCGGUGUCGAGAAGGGUGUCUUCCAACAACCCAAGGGUCCCUCCGGUGGCACCAAGCUUGCAAAGAAGACCGCCAAGCCCGCCCCCAAGGAGAAGAAGGCCGCCGCCCCCAAGAAGCCCGCCGCUCCCAAGAAGGAAGCUGCCGCUAAGCCUGCUGCCCCCAAGAAGGAGGCCGCCGCCAAGCCCGCCGCUGCGGCGAAGAAGGCCACCACCACCAAGAAGGAGCCCGCUGCCAAGAAGGCCGCUGCCGCGCCAAAGAAGGCUGCUGCUCCCAAGAAGGCCGCCGAGAAGCCUGCCGCCGCCGCGGACAAGGUCAAGACCGGUCGCGUAACGAAGAAGCCCGCCGCCCCCAAGAAGGCGGCGGCGGCCAAGACUGGCACCGCUAAGGCACCCAAGGCUGCGCCCAAGAAGGCUGCUGCUGCCAAGGCGUAG